This is a messenger RNA of Struthio camelus australis, 1140 nucleotides long. Lineage: Eukaryota; Metazoa; Chordata; Aves; Struthioniformes; Struthionidae. The record is from RefSeq and is a predicted model, not a curated record.
AUGACCUACCAUCCUCCUAAAGGCCAAGGAACGACCCUGAUCCUCAGCACACUAGUCACUUCUCAGCUCCUUGGAGGCUAUUCUGAAGGCAGGGGAGAUGCAACAUUCAGGAAUGUCCAAAUUCUCCUCCAAGAGGCCCCUCAAAAACAUCGAACACGGAGACAUGAUACUUCAGAAGAUGAGACCAAGGGACUUUUCACGGGGCUUCCUGGAAGGGAAUUCUCGGUCAUCCCAAACACCACCUUGCCUCUAGGGCCGCUGACCGCCUCGCUUCCCCCUAGCGACUACCGCAAGAAGCAGAAUGUCCUGCGGGCGCUGCAGAAGAAAGCGCUGGACAAGAACCCCGAUGAGUUCUACUUCAAGAUGACCCGUGCGAGGCUGCAGGAUGGCGUUCAUGUAAUUAAGCAGCCAAAGGAUGAAGUGACCCCUGAACAGGUGAAAGUGAUGAGGACACAGGAUCUCAAGUACGUGGAAAUGAAAAGAGUGGCAGAAGCCAAGAAAAUCGAAAGGCUGAAGUCAGAGCUCCAUCUCCUGGAUGCUGAGGGGAAGCAGCCCAACAAGCAUGUGUUCUUCUUUGAUACCAAAAAAGAAGUUCAAGAAUUUGACAUUUCAACUCAUCUGGAUACCGUUCCAGAGCUAGUAGAUAGAGUGUACAACCGACCAACCAUUGCAACAUUACAGAAAGAGACACUGAAAGGAGCUACUGAUCCUGCUCGCUUAAAGAAAUUAGCCCAACAAAGGAAGAAUCAGUAUGACCUCCUGAAGCAGCGUAUUGAGCGAGAAAAGACGAUGUUUGUUAUUGCACAGAAAAUCCAGACACGCAAAGAUCUUUUGGACAAAACUCAGAAAGUGAAGGUGAAGAAAGAGACAACAAAUGGUCCAGCUAUUUACAAGUUCAAACUUCAGCGGAAACGUUAACUGUUCCGUGAAAUAACUAAUGCUGCCGUCUUUGCUUAGAAGAAGGAGGAUUCUCCUUAUGAAGUACUGAUAUGCUGUCAAUAUCAGUCUGACUUCUGCUGCAGCCUAACACUUUGUCAAAACAAAUUACUGUGGGCCUUCUAUUAUCCAUAAACACAUUUUAUCUAAUUAAUGGAUUAAUAAAGAGUUUGUCCUCAUGCUAUUUACAUUGUAAACUUACAA